Triticum aestivum (bread wheat) is the source of this 3826-nucleotide messenger RNA. Its product is annotated as LRR receptor-like serine/threonine-protein kinase EFR. Gene Ontology annotation, molecular function: protein kinase activity; ATP binding; protein binding. The record is from RefSeq and is a predicted model, not a curated record. NCBI's taxonomy places the organism in Eukaryota, Viridiplantae, Streptophyta, Magnoliopsida, Poales, Poaceae. The coding region runs from base 121 to 2817 and encodes 898 amino acids. The transcript has 3 exons. Gene Ontology annotation, biological process: protein phosphorylation.
AGGUACUUCACUCACCAACAAUUCCAUAUAUUUGCCAGCACUUGUUGCCUGUCUAAUUUUUUGCCGCUUGUAUUAUUUAUGCAUAUAAUGAAGCUCUAGAUUCGACAAAGAAAUCCAGCCAUGAUGGUUAUUGCAGUUGGACAGUUUCUCUUGGCACUUGUGGCUUGCAGUACCCAUGUCGUCGUCUGCUCCUCACAUGGAAAUGCGACAGAUCGGUUAUCACUGCUUGAAUUCAAGGAGGCAAUCAGUCUUGAUCCCCAGCAAGCUCUGAUGUCCUGGAAUGACAGCACUGACUUCUGUAACUGGGAAGGUGUCUCGUGUAGGCCUAAGAAUCGACAUCGCGUCACUUCCCUUGACCUCAGCGGUCGAGGCUUACAAGGGUGCAUCUCUCUUUCACUUGGAGAUCUUACAUUUCUAAGAAAUCUAUCCCUACCAGGCAAUCUGUUCAUUGGACAAAUCCCUGCGUCCCUUGGUCACCUGCAGCACCUCCAAAAUCUCUACUUGAGUAAUAACACACUCGAGGGUGAGAUACCAGACUUCGCAAAUUGUUCUAGUCUGCAGAUGCUAUGGCUGGAUCGCAAUCACCUAGUUGGACAAAUCCCUACACAUGCCAAUUUUGCUCCUCACCUUCAAAGCCUGCUGAUUUCAUAUAACAAUCUUACCAGCAAAAUUCCCGUUUCACUUUUUAACGUCACAACACUGACUCGACUUGAUAUCUCAUCAAAUCGGAUCAGUGGCGAGAUCCCAAGUGAAAUCGGAAAUAUGCCCAUGCUGCAAUUCUUUUUCACCUGGGGAAAUAAGCUAUCAGGAAGGUUCCAACCAGCCAUCCUCAAUGUGUCUUCUCUUGUUGUACUAAGCCUUGCCUCCAACUAUCUAAGUGGCCAACUGCCAUCCAACCUUGGUAGUUCAUCACCCAAUCUUCAAAAGUUUGGUUUAUUUAACAACUUGUUCGAUGGGCCUAUCCCAAAUUCGCUGGUGAAUGCUUCUAAGCUAUCCUUGGUUGAUUUGUCGAGUAAUAAUUUCACUGGGGUGGUGCCUAGUUCUAUUGGCAAACUUAAAGAGCUCUCCUGGUUGAAUCUUGAAUACAAUCAAUUACAAGCACGUGACAAGCAAGACUGGGAGUUUAUGAAUAGUCUAAGCAAUUGCACUGAGCUACAGAAAUUGUCGCUGCGUGGGAAUCGUCUUGAAGGACGGUUAUCAGAUUCAUUUGCCAACCUUUCUGCCAAACUUGAAAUGUUCUUCUUCGGAAGAAACAGACUAUCAGGGGGUUUUCCUGCCGGUAUAGCUAACCUUCACAGCCUGAAGUUUUUGGCAUUGGAUGAAAACCAGUUUACCGGUGUCAUUCCGGAAUGGCUAGGGACUCUGGAGAACUUGCGGGGUAUCGUAUUAAGGAACAAUGCUUUUACAGGAUAUAUUCCAUCUUCCCUCUCUAAUUUAUCUCUACUGGGGCAACUCUUUUUGGAUUCUAACCAGUUGUAUGGGCAUAUACCCCCGAGCUUGGGAAACCUCAAAACCCUUGAAUCAUUGGAACUUUCCAAUAACAUUCUUGAUGGUAGCAUUCCAAAGGAGAUAUUCAGCAUUCCUACAAUUAGAGAAAUUGCGCUAUCUUCAAAUAGCCUAGGUGGACCACUUCCUACUGAAGUAGGCCGUGCCAAGAAACUACAGUACUUGUAUCUUUCAUCUAAUAACCUGUCCAGUGCCAUCCCUGACACACUGGGUAACUGUCACAGUAUGGAAUACAUUGAGUUGGAUCAGAAUUUUCUUAGUGGAAGCAUUCCAGUGUCACUGGGCAGCAUCAGAAACUUGCAAGUACUCAAUGUAUCUCAUAACCACUUAUCAGGAUCCAUACCAAAGUCUAUUGGCAGCCUGAUGUAUCUUGAACAACUAGAUUUGUCAUUCAACCAUCUUGAAGGUGAAGUCCCAGAAACAGGUAUAUUCAAGAAUGUGACCGCUUUAUGGGUGGAUGGGAACAAGGGGCUUUGCGGUGGUGCAGCGAAGCUACACCUACCGGCCUGCCCUGCUAUUCCUUCAAAUUCAACUAAGCACGUGAGAUCAACAGUGCUCAAAGUAGUAAUCCCGUUAGUCAGCAUGGUAUCACUUGCUGUGGUCAUAUCUGUCUUGCUAUUCUGGAGGAGAAAACGGAAGAAGGUUUACAUGUCUCUUCCUUCUUUUGGUCGAAAGUUUCCCAGGGUUUCUUGCCACGAUCUUGAUAGAGCAACUGAUGGAUUCUCCACAUCCAACUUGAUUGGCAGAGGAGGAUACAGUUCUGUGUACAAAGGUAGACUGUUGCAAGAUGGAACUACUGUUGCUGUGAAAGUUUUCACCCUAGAGACAAGAGGAGCACAAAAGAGCUUCAUUGUGGAAUGCAAUGCUUUGAGAAAUGCGCGGCACCGGAAUCUAGUUCCUAUCCUAACUGCUUGCUCGAGUAUCGAUUCUAAAGGGAAUGAUUUCAAAGCCCUAGUAUAUGAAUUCAUGCCAAAGGGUGACUUGCAAGCACUACUGUACUCAGCUUUGGGAGAUGAAAACACUUCAAAUUCAGAGCGCAUUACACUAGCACAAAGGUUGAGCAUUGUGGUGGAUGUAGCAGAUGCACUGGAGUACCUCCACCAUGACAACCAAGGAGCUAUUGUUCAUUGUGAUUUGAAGCCUAGCAACAUUCUUUUGGAUGAUAAUAUGACAGCUCAUGUUGGAGAUUUUGGCCUUGCGAGAUUCAAAGCUGGUCCGACACAGUCAUAUUUCAGUGACUCGAACUCUGCUUCUUCGACUAUAAUAAAAGGAACGAUCGGAUAUGUCGCUCCAGUGGGCAACUGGUGGUGAAGUUUCAGUUGCUGGGGACGUUUAUAGCUAUGGGAUUAUUCUGUUCGAAACAUUUUUGAGGAAGAGACCGACAGAAGAUAUGUUCAAGGAUGGACUGAGCAUCGCAAACUUUGUUGAGAUGAAUUUUCCUGCUGGGAUAUCAUAGAUUGUUGACUCUGAAUUGCUACAAGAUCGUCCAGCAGCCACGAAGGAAAAAGAUUUGGACUGUUUAGUCUCGGUGCUAAACGUUGGACUUUGCUGCACCAAGUUGUCCCCGAAUGAGCGCCCCAACAUGCAUGAAGUGGCUGCAAGCCUUCAUGGAGUUAGGGAGGCAUAUCUUGGAGGAAGAUAAGUCCCGCAGGUUGCCUCAAAAACCUGACCACAGGAGGUGGCUGCUGCGAACAACGAGUUUGUGGCUUCUGAAUGUAUGGUCAGGGUGUUCUACUACAAGUUUAUUUUGCUGGAGUACUGUUGUGCAAUGCGCUCAGUCUCUGAUGUUACUCAAAGCAGAGUCUGGGUGAUGGCUCUGGUUGGGAUAAUUUCGGGUUACAUGUAUUUUAAGGAAUUAAGUAGCUGGUUCCAUGCUUUGCAUGUUACUAGUAGUAUGAUGAUUGCUUUCGUGGGCAUUGUUGCAAUAUGAUUUGCUGGUCUAGACUCUUUUGAUGUAGAAGUGGUGACUAUUUUCUUACAGCUUGAGCCUACAUCCUAUAUAUGUUUUUCUCAAUCCAUGUAGAGAUUAAAUUGAUCAUGCAUCUGUACAUGUAAGUUGAAGUUUUUAGAAAGAUCUCCUUGAUAUAUACACGGAAUUUGGUUGGAAAACAGUGAACUAUCCAAGUUUCCUGUCUGGAACCCUAUGUUGAAGCAAGGAGGGAGAAGGGAUGGGGAAGAGGGUCAGCUCGGAUGGGUGUGGCCAUGUGGCAAAGGGAAAGCACACGCCCUUGGGCGAGGGUGGAGGGGGAGCGGCAAAAGUUGCCUUUUUCAACGGGGCUGGGGAUGGCAUAGCAAACUCUAUCCUAAGUCCUCGACACCU